AUGCUCCAAGCAAUCGCUCCAGCACCUUGCACGCAUCCGGCGCCGCGCCAUUGCAUCGCGCUCCUCCGCCUCCACCUCGCAGCCCCCUCCAUCGCCGUCGCCAAGCAGAUCCACGCGCGCGCGCUCCGUGCGGCCGGCGUGCCCCUCUCCCACCCUCUCCUCGCCAAGCACCUCCUCUUCCACCUCGCCUCCCUCCGCGCCGGCGCCGCCCCGCUCCGCUACGCCGUCGCCAUCCUCACCCGCCUCCUCCCGGAACCCGACCCCUUCUCCCUCAACACCGUGCUCCGCAUCGCCGCGUCCCGCCCCCGCGUCGUGCUCGAGCUCCACCGCCGUCGCCUCGCGCCGCCCGACACGCACACCUACCCGCCGCUGCUCCAGGCCUGCGCACGCCUCCUCUCCCUCCGCUACGGGGAGAGCCUCCACGCCGAGGCCGCCAAGAACGGCCUCGCGGCGCUCGUCUUCGUCAAGAACUCCCUCGUCCACCUCUACGGCGCGUGCGGCCUGUUCGAGAGCGCCCACAGGGUGUUCGACGAGGUCUUCUCCACAGAGAGCGCCAUGGCUGGGAAGGGGUUGGUAGCUCCACCACAUCUGCAGGACAUGCGGGCUCGUAAGUGGGCCUUUUGA
Molecule: messenger RNA, 624 nt
Organism: Lolium perenne
Lineage: Eukaryota; Viridiplantae; Streptophyta; Magnoliopsida; Poales; Poaceae
Product: pentatricopeptide repeat-containing protein At4g21065-like
Biological process (GO): RNA modification
Molecular function (GO): RNA binding; protein binding
Source: RefSeq, a predicted model, not a curated record